AUGGGAUCUCAGCCGGAUUACAGCCUCCCGAGCCAGGAGGUGUCAUUUUCGGGCUUUCUGUUUGACAUGGAUGGAACUAUCAUCGACUCUACCCCAGCAAUUGUCAAACACUGGAAUGCAGUCGGUGAGGAAAUUGGUGUCGCCCCUGAAGUCAUCUUGGAGACUUCCCAUGGUCGCCGGAGUAUAGACAUUUUAAAGAUUCUUGCACCUGAAAAGGCCAACUGGGAGUACGUCACAAAGAUGGAGGCCGAGCUCCCAAAGAGAUACGCCGACGACGCCGUCGAGAUCCCCGGCGCUCGCUCGCUCCUCUCUUCCAUCAUCUCCCAUUCCUUUCCCUGGGCCAUUGUAACUUCAGGCACCCAGCCCCUCGUCCGAGGCUGGCUCAAGAAGCUGUCACUCAGCACCCCUGAGCAUCUGAUUUCUGCCGAGGCCGUCGAGAACGGCAAGCCCGAUCCGACGUGCUACCGCAUUGGCCUGGAGAAGCUCGCGCUGCAGGACAAGGCCGGGGAGGUUCUUGUCCUUGAAGAUAGCCCGGCCGGCAUCAGGGCUGGCAAGGCUGCCGGGUGCAAGGUCCUGGGACUGGUAACGAGCCACACUGUGGAACAGGUCGUGGGGGCCGAGCCUGACUGGGUGGUAAAGGAUCUCGAGAGCGUGAGGGUGGUGAAACAUGAGAACGGGAAAAUGACGCUCGAGAUUUCAAACGCGCUGCGUCUUGAGUAA
Trichoderma asperellum CBS 433.97 is the source of this 720-nucleotide messenger RNA. RefSeq lists its product as uncharacterized. The record is from RefSeq and is a predicted model, not a curated record. Gene Ontology annotation, molecular function: sugar-phosphatase activity; beta-phosphoglucomutase activity. NCBI's taxonomy places the organism in Eukaryota, Fungi, Ascomycota, Sordariomycetes, Hypocreales, Hypocreaceae.